Baudoinia panamericana UAMH 10762 is the source of this 971-nucleotide messenger RNA. RefSeq lists its product as uncharacterized. Bases 26 to 934 code for a protein of 302 amino acids. The record is from RefSeq and is a predicted model, not a curated record. Lineage: Eukaryota; Fungi; Ascomycota; Dothideomycetes; Mycosphaerellales; Teratosphaeriaceae. The transcript has 3 exons. Gene Ontology annotation, molecular function: NADH dehydrogenase (ubiquinone) activity.
AGUGGUCACUGACGGAGCCAACAACAUGGCCGCACGCUCAUUGACUCGGCCGUUGCGGUCUGUCGUGACGGCUGCAAGAGAGGAUGUGCGGACGGGCGCGGUGCGGAGGUGCUUUGCGAGUUCAGCAAGACGAAGGGGAGAAGGAGACCUUUCCUCGGCGGACAAGGGCAGUCUGCCCGUGAGCGAUACCAGUGAUCUACCGAACAUGCGACACGCACAGAGAGGGCCGCAGGGCAGACUUCACGCGCCAAUUGUCAACCCAGCAGACAAAUUCGUAGAGCAAGGAAAGUCGCUACACCAGUACGGACAGUAUCUACUGUCAUGUCUGCCAAAGUACAUCCAACAAUUCUCCGUAUGGAAGGACGAGCUCACCAUCUUCAUCCCGCCCUCUGGCGUCAUUCCCGUGUUCACCUUCCUCAAGUACCACACCGCCGCCGAAUUCACAUCGGUCAUGGACAUAACGUGCGUUGACUACCCUACCCGGGAUCAACGCUUUGAGGUCGUCUACAACAUGCUCUCCGUUCGCCACAACAGCCGUAUCCGGGUGAAGACGUACGCCGAUGAAGCGGCACCCGUACCCAGCAUCACCAGCUUGUAUGACGGUGCAAACUGGUACGAGCGCGAAGUUUACGAUCUUUUCGGUGUUUUCUUCGUGAACCAUCCGGAUCUGCGGCGAAUUAUGACCGACUAUGGCUUCGACGGCCAUCCUCUCCGGAAGGAUUUCCCCAUGACUGGCUACACUGAGAUCAGAUACGAUGAGGAGAAGAAGCGAAUCGUGGUCGAGCCGCUAGAGCUCACCCAAGCAUUCCGUAACUUCGAGGGUGGUACGGCUGCCUGGGAGCAAGUGGGUCCUGGCCAUGACCGAAAACCUGACACAAUGAAGCUGCCAACGCCCAAGCCCGAGCCGAAGAAGGAAGAGGAGAAGAAGAAGUAAACGGGUGCCCCUUCACCGAAUGGGGGUAACGUGGCGU